Molecule: messenger RNA, 1035 nt
Organism: Eremomyces bilateralis CBS 781.70
Lineage: Eukaryota; Fungi; Ascomycota; Dothideomycetes; Eremomycetales; Eremomycetaceae
Exons: 2
Coding region: 373-627 (84 amino acids)
Source: RefSeq, a predicted model, not a curated record
UUCGUUGUAUUCGUGGAGCACAACAAUCAAAGCAUCCUCGAGGCAAUCAAUAUAAGCAUUCCGUCAUCAGAGAUUGUGUUCCCCAGUUGAUCCUCCCUAAAUGUGGUAAAGAUGGUUCAAGGACAUUCGAUCGAGUUGCUCAGGUUGCCAACUGAUCCUCCGCCGUCACGAUUACCAUGAUGGUGGUGUUUCCCCUCGCUCGCCCUCUAGGUUCGACUAUAAGCAACUGUUCGAGGGCCGAGUAUAGGUACUGUAUUCUACGUUUGGUUCUCCCAUAUCAACCCCUUCGCUUGUGUCUUCCAAGUUCCAGGUCAAAUCGAAGCGCCCCAUCGGCCCAGUCUCCUGCCUUAAUAUAGCCUUCUCGCGUCUGCAAUGGCAUCCGAUAUCACGCUAUAUACCUACUUCCUAUCCUCUUGCAGCAGCGGCGUUCCGGUCCUCGUCUUCUCGUCCGAUUCCUCCGCGGGACCGUUCGCAAUCGGCCAGUCCGUCGCCACCAUGGAAUAUAUAGUGGAAGCCUACUCGUCCAUUCCGGCGCCGCUGCCGCCCCGAGGCGUUCUGCGAUCUCGCGCUCUUGUCCGCCAGCUCGUUUGCAUCGUUGCUAGAGAUAUGCAGCCAAAUCGAAUAUGAGGGUGCUCCGCCGCGUGGAAGAGUUGCCAGGAGGGUCGGGAGGGUGAGCAGGACAAUUCAUGGCGAUAGGAUUAGAGGCUUACGAGGCGGUGAUCACAAAGACGGCUGGAUUGUAUAGCGUAGGCGACGAGGUCACCAUGGCGGAUGUUCGCCUGGCCAUGGCGAUGUGGAAUGCCGAAAUAUACCAUGUGGAUUUGGAGCCAAUGCCACGGUGAACAAGGCGUACGAAUCUGAGUAAGUUGAACACGGUGACGAUGGCAUAUUAGAAGGUCUAGCCAGAUUGUCCGCCCGACCUCAAGGGUCAAUGAAGGGAGACUUCGUGGACCGGUUAAUUAUGUGCUAUUAGAUACACCCGAUAGCACCAGAUCCUCGCGCUAAAGUCCAUCAACAUGGCUGGCUUUGUCCCAG